AUGCGGUUGGCAACAUGGCUAACGUUUGCCUUCGCGGCCUUCGCGGCCAGCGCUGGCGCCCAGAACAUGCCAGAAUGCGCGGCCAACUGUCUCGCCAAGAGUCUCAAGGAUUCAAGCUGUACCGCGACGGACGCCGAGUGCAUAUGCGCUGACAAUACAUUGGUGGCCAAUGUCGAGGCUUGCUCACUGAGGGCCUGCACCGUGAUUGAAGGACUUCAGUCCCAAAAUGCCACGGCUACGCUCUGCCAGUGGCCGGUCCGUGACAAGAGUCUUGCCGUCGAUAGUAUCACAGUUAUUAGUAUUGUCCGGUUCUCGGGUCUGCUGAAGUACUCUACGACGUCAAACAUGACAUACAAGGCCGAGCCCUACCCUUCUCAGCGUUUACUUUAA
Messenger RNA from Penicillium mononematosum, 390 nucleotides. RefSeq names its product CFEM domain-containing protein. The record is from RefSeq and is a predicted model, not a curated record. The transcript has 3 exons. NCBI's taxonomy places the organism in Eukaryota, Fungi, Ascomycota, Eurotiomycetes, Eurotiales, Aspergillaceae. The coding region runs from base 1 to 390 and encodes 129 amino acids.